AUGGCUUCCUGGUUCCAGAUCCCCAAGAACUCUCCGUUCUCGUUGGCCAACAUCCCCUUCGGCAUCAUCUCCGUCCAGUCCGCCUCGCGAGUGCCUGCCAUUGCCAUUGGCGAGCAUGCAUUGAACCUGAACGCGUUCGCCUCCUCGGGGCACCUGAGUGUCUUUGACCAGCCCACUCUCAAUGCAUUCGCUGCGCUGGGUCGCCCCGUGCAUCGCCAGGUGCGCGAGUACUUGCAAAACGUCUUCCGUGCCGACACCCAAUUCCCCCAGGUGCUCAAGGAUAAUGCCGAUCUGCAAAAGUCGGCGCUCGUGCCGCUUUCCCAAGUCACCAACCACCUUCCCAUGCAGAUUGGUGAUUACACUGAUUUCUACGCCGGUCUGAACCACGCCUAUAACGUUGGAGUGCUUUUCCGCGGGCCGGAUAACGCUCUGCAGCCCAACUAUAAGCAUCUGCCAGUGGCCUACCACGGCCGUGCCUCGUCGGUCGUUCCCUCGGGCACUCCUCUGCACCGUCCCAGCGGUCAGAUCCUGGCCAACCCCGCUGCCGAUCCCAAGGUCCCUACUUUCUCCCCCUGCAAGAAGCUGGAUAUCGAGCUGGAGCUGGCAUGCUUAAUUAGCAAGCCCAACGACCUCGGCAAGCCCGUCUCUAUCGAGGAAGCCGAGGACCACAUUUUCGGUCUGGUACUGAUGAACGACUGGUCCGCCCGUGAUAUCCAGGCUUGGGAGUAUGUUCCCCUGGGUCCCUUUAAUGCCAAGAACUUCGGCACGACCAUCACUCCCUGGGUUGUCCUGAUCGAUGCCCUGGAGCCCUUCCGCGCCGCUGGGCUGGAGCCUGGAAACCGCGACUCGCUUCUGCCAUACCUGCGCGAGAAGCGUGCCGAGAACGCCUACGAGAUUCCCCUCGAGGUUGAGAUCACCAACAAGGGCGGCCAGCCUACUCUGGUCUCCAACAGCAAUGCCCGCAACCUGCUCUACUCUUUCCCCCAGAUGGUUGCUCACCACACUAUCACCGGCUGCAAUUUGAGGACUGGUGAUUUGCUGGGCUCUGGUACUAUCUCUGGCAAGGAGGCCAAGACCCAGGGCAGUCUGCUCGAGCAGACUAACGGCAAGAACCCUAUCAAGCUGGCUGAUGGCUCGGAGCGUCUGUUCCUUGAGGACGGUGACACCAUCAUCCUGCGUGGUACGGCAGGUACCGAGGGUAAUUACGUCGGCUUCGGCGACUGCGUUGGUACCAUUCUUCCCGCCGUCUCAUUCUGA
Penicillium daleae is the source of this 1257-nucleotide messenger RNA. RefSeq names its product fumarylacetoacetate hydrolase FahA (gene fahA). NCBI's taxonomy places the organism in Eukaryota, Fungi, Ascomycota, Eurotiomycetes, Eurotiales, Aspergillaceae. The coding region runs from base 1 to 1257 and encodes 418 amino acids. The record is from RefSeq and is a predicted model, not a curated record. Gene Ontology annotation, biological process: L-phenylalanine catabolic process; homogentisate catabolic process; L-tyrosine catabolic process. The transcript has 2 exons. Gene Ontology annotation, molecular function: fumarylacetoacetase activity.